Peniophora sp. CBMAI 1063 is the source of this 369-nucleotide messenger RNA. The record is from the annotation of a GenBank genome assembly. NCBI's taxonomy places the organism in Eukaryota, Fungi, Basidiomycota, Agaricomycetes, Russulales, Peniophoraceae.
AUGACUUCAAACGACCUACCAUCCACCGCCGUUCUGAUGCUCCAGGUCGAGGACGGUGUGCCCUGUGUCAAGAUCCCAGGCGACACUAACGACGCGAAUACCCAAUCUCUCACCCCAGGUUGUCAACUCGUACUCUCAUCUGACGGGUCCUUCCGCGUCAACGGUGUGAUUGACGCCCAGACGUGCUCUGUCGUCGAGUGGGACCAGGGAUACGGCUGGGGCAUCACAUACAACUUCCGUCAUACCAAGGAAUCAGAACGCAUCGUAGUAUACGUUGGGUCCGAUCCACGACUUGCGCUUUCGGUCGACGGGGAAGUGGCCGUUGAGCGUGGCACGGCUGGAUGGAAAACGAUGCAGAAGCAGCAAUAG